This is a messenger RNA of Brassicogethes aeneus, 335 nucleotides long. The record is from the annotation of a GenBank genome assembly. NCBI's taxonomy places the organism in Eukaryota, Metazoa, Arthropoda, Insecta, Coleoptera, Nitidulidae.
GUUCCUGUCAAUAUUGGGUCAUGUGAAAAAUGUCUAAUGUUGUUCAAGGUACAGGCAAAAUAUGGUGCAGAUUAUUUGACCAUAAAGCAUUUAUCGGUGGCGAAAUAACGUUUACGUUGCAAGAAUUUGAGGAAAAGCGUGGGGAAACUGAAGUGGACAGUCUUUUUAAUAUCAUAGAACAUAUCGCGGAUAUAAAAGAUUCCCAAAUCGAUAGAGUUAAAGAAGCAAUUAAUGACACAUUACCAUUGUCGUUGAAAGAUUUGGACGAGGCCCUCAAUUAUUGUUCAAAAUUUAGUGAAUUGGAGGAAUAUUAUAAAGAAGUAAGUUUUCUAUAA